AAUGGCCCCUAAAACGAAAAAGAUGAAAGUGGAAAACGUGGAAGAAGAAAACCAAGACGAUGUCUCUGAACCUGUACAAACAAUUCCUAAACCAAAUAUUUCGCGUAUAAAGAAUAAAAUACUUCGAAAUGAAAUGUACAAAAAACUCAAAUUUGAGAAAAGGAAGGCUAAACUGAAAGAGAAACAGAGAAAGAAAAAAGAGGCAGAGGAUAAUGGAGAAGAGGCUGCACCAAAGCAAGUACCCAAAACAAUAGAGAGCAUGAGAGUAAAGGAUGAAACAAUGGUUGACCCUGAGGAUGAAGAGGUUAUCAUGGAUGAAGCCCAGGAUGAAAUGGCAACAUAUUUCAACAGAGAAACAUCCCCUAAGAUUUUAAUAACCACCUGUGAUAGACCAUGUCUUAGGACAAAUAAAUUUUGUAAGGAACUGAAAUUAACAAUUCCAAAUUCUGAAAUUAAGUAUAGAAGAGGUUUGGAUCUAAAGAAGGUUAUUCCACAAGCCAUUGAAAGGGACUUUACAGACAUUCUUAUUGUGAAUGAAGACAGAAAAGAGCCCAAUGGUUUAGUAAUAACUCACCUUCCAGAGGGCCCCACACUUCACUUCAAGCUCAGCAGUGUUAGGCUUACCACAGAAAUUAAGAGAGUUGGAGAAAUGAGUAAACAUAAACCAGAACUGAUCCUAAAUAAUUUCAACACACGACUUGGUCACUCAGUAGGGAGGGUAUUUGCCUCCUUAUUUCCUCACGACCCACAAUUCCAUGGACGACGUGUGGUUACUCUUCAUAACCAAAGGGACUUCAUUUUCUUCAGACACCACAGAUAUGUGUUUAGAAAUAAUAAAAAGGUUGGAUUAAAGGAGCUGGGACCAAGAUUUACAUUGAAGUUACGAUCAUUACAGAAGGGAACUUUUGAUUCAAAGUUUGGAGAGUAUGAAUGGGUUCAUAAGAGGAAAGAAAUGGACACAAGCAGAAGGAAGUUUUCUUUAUAAAUUGGUUGUUAAUAUUUUGUUCUUUAUACAAAAAAAGUCAAAUGUUG
Molecule: messenger RNA, 1032 nt
Organism: Saccostrea echinata
Lineage: Eukaryota; Metazoa; Mollusca; Bivalvia; Ostreida; Ostreidae
Product: ribosome production factor 1-like
Exons: 9
Coding region: 2-985 (327 amino acids)
Biological process (GO): maturation of LSU-rRNA; maturation of 5.8S rRNA
Cellular component (GO): preribosome, large subunit precursor; nucleolus
Molecular function (GO): rRNA primary transcript binding
Source: RefSeq, a predicted model, not a curated record